Molecule: messenger RNA, 992 nt
Organism: Cuscuta campestris
Lineage: Eukaryota; Viridiplantae; Streptophyta; Magnoliopsida; Solanales; Convolvulaceae
Source: the annotation of a GenBank genome assembly
CCUCUCUUUUUCCUUUCCCCUUCCGUCCCUAUGUUCCCAUUUUAUUCCCUUUCUCUCUUCUUCUUCUUCAUCAUUCACAUUUUAUCUAUCUAUACACACAAGCUUGUUUUGAUUUUGAUGGCAUGAAACCCUAGCUAGCAGUAGCUAGCUCCCCUCCAAUAAUGGACGAUCCUUAUCCUGAACUAGGGAGCUUGGUUCCGGCGAACAACCCCGGCGGCGGCGCCGAAUCUUCCUCUUCGGCGGUGGCGCAGGAGGUUCCCGGGUCGUCGUCCUCGUCGAGCCGGUACGAGAACCAGAAACGACGGGACUGGAACACGUUCGGGCAGUACCUGAGGAACCACAGGCCCCCGCUGGCCCUGUCCAGGUGCAGCGGGGCCCACGUGCUCGAGUUCCUCAGGUACCUCGACCAGUUCGGGAAGACCAAGGUCCACACCCCGGCGUGCCCGUUCUUCGGCCACCCCAACCCCCCGGCCCCCUGCCCCUGCCCCCUUCGCCAGGCCUGGGGCAGCCUUGACGCCCUCAUCGGCCGGCUCAGGGCCGCCUACGAGGAAAACGGCGGGAAGCCGGAGACGAACCCUUUCGGAGCCAGAGCCGUGCGGCUCUACCUCCGGGAGGUUCGCGAUCUCCAGUCGAAAGCCAGAGGGAUUAGCUACGAGAAGAAGAAGCGGAAACGCCCCCCGCAGCAACCGCCGCCGCCGCCGCCGCCGCAGCAGUCCAUGUCGGCUCUCCCGUCGCCGUGAACUUCGCCGGUGAGAUGAUGAUGAUGAUAUGAAACACCAUCUUCAUGUCGGAACAAAUUUCUACUGUAUGUUUGUUUGUUUUUUCCUAUUGAUUAGCUAUCAAUCUUUAUCAUAUAUCGUCUCAUGCAUAAUAAUUGUAGUUUGUACGUAAUGGCAUUAUUGGACAGAUCCGACUGUAGUAGCUUAUAUAAUUAGCAUGUCCUCCUCAUAAUUAAUUACGCCCUCACCCCGUAAUAAUUAAUUCAAAGAUGG